Xyrauchen texanus (razorback sucker) is the source of this 4458-nucleotide messenger RNA. Its product is annotated as ectoderm-neural cortex protein 1-like. Lineage: Eukaryota; Metazoa; Chordata; Actinopteri; Cypriniformes; Catostomidae. Gene Ontology annotation, molecular function: protein binding. The transcript has 3 exons. The record is from RefSeq and is a predicted model, not a curated record. Bases 160 to 1929 code for a protein of 589 amino acids.
UGUAGCAGGCGGAUCGGGAGGAGAAGUGUUGGAUCGGUCUCAGAAAGAGACAUGUUACUACUGAAACCCGGAGCACGAAGUCUUAAAGUCAUAUACCUGCUUUUGACAGUCGAAUGCAUACUGUGAGAGUCCGAGUGAGGAAUAGAAAUAAGUUUAAAGAUGUCUGUCAGUAAUCACGAAAACCGAAAGUCAAGGUCAAGCUCUGGGUCUAUGAACAUUCAUCUGUUCCACAAGACGUCACAUGCAGACAGUCUGCUUACUCACCUCAACCUCCUCCGCAAGCGACGGGUCUUCACCGAUGUUGUGUUGCAUGCUGGACAUCGGGCUUUCCCAUGUCAUCGGUUGGUGUUGGCCUCGUGUAGUCGCUAUUUUGAGGCCAUGUUCAGUGGUGGAAUGAAAGAGAGCCGUGACGCUGAGGUCAACUUCCAUGACUCUAUUCACCCAGAGGUGCUGGAGCUUCUGCUAGACUAUGCCUACUCCGCCCGGGUCAUCAUUAACGAGGAAAAUGCUGAGUCUCUGCUGGAGGCCGGCGACAUGCUCCAGUUCCAUGACAUCAGAGACGCUGCCGCAGAGUUCCUGGAGAAGAACCUGCAUCCGUCCAAUUGCCUUGGGAUGAUGCUUUUGUCCGAUGCCCAUCAGUGCCAGAGAUUGUACGAGCUUUCUUGGCAUAUGUGCCUGGCGAAUUUUGCUAAUCUGUACCACACAGAGGACUUCCUGAGCCUGCCAAAAGAUAAAGUCCAGGAGCUAAUUUUUAGCGAGGAGUUGGAGGUAGAGGAUGAAAGUAUUGUAUACGAGGCUGUUAUUGACUGGGUAAAAGCAGAUAUCGGGAGGAGACAUCUUGAUCUUCCUGACCUUCUGCGGUGUGUUCGCCUCGCACUGCUCCCGGAGACCUACUUGCUAAAGAAUGUUGCAUCUGAGGAGCUAGUCAUGGGGCACAAGGUGGGCCGUGAGAUUGUGGAAGACGCCGUCUGUUGCAAAAUGAAGAUUCUUCAGAACGACGGAGUUGUUACAGGCCUCUGCGCCCAACCCCGUAAGGUUAGCCAAGCCCUUCUGCUUCUAGGGGGCCAAACAUUCAUGUGCGACAAAGUUUACAUGAUUGAUCACAAAGCAAAGGAGAUCACACCCAAAACGGACCUCCCCAGUCCUCGCAAAGAGUGUAGCGCUUGUGCCAUUGGCUGCAAAGUAUACAUUACAGGUGGACGAGGGUCUGAAAAUGGGGCUUCAAAAGAUGUUUGGGUCUACGACACCUUGCACGAUGAAUGGUCCAAAGCUGCUCCAAUGCUCGUUGCUAGAUUUGGACAUGGCUCAGCAGAACUUGACCACAUCUUGUAUGUUGUGGGUGGACAUACAUCCAUUGCAGGAUCAUUUCCUGCAUCCCCAUCUGUGUCACUAAAACAAGUGGAACAGUACAACCCACAGUCCAAUAAGUGGACAUUAGUAGCGCCUCUUCGAGAGGGUGUGAGCAAUGCUGCUGUUGUUGGUGCCAAAAACAAGCUCUUUGCUUUUGGCGGGACUAGUGUCAACAGGGACAAGUAUCCCAAGGUCCAGUGCUUCGACCCCUGUGAAAACAGGUGGACUGUCCCCGCCACUUGUCCUCAACUCUGGCGUUACACAGCAGCGGCGGUUGUUGGCAACCAUGUUGUUGUCAUUGGCGGUGACACAGAGUUCUCUGCGAGCUCAGCUUAUCGCUUCAACAGCGAGACGUUCCAGUGGACCAAGUUUGGGGACGUCACUUCCAAAAGAAUCAGCUGUCACGCAGUGUCAUCGGGGAAUCGGCUAUAUGUGGUCGGGGGCUACUUUGGGGCGCAGAGGUGUAAAACCUUGGACUGCUAUGACCCCUCUACGGACUCAUGGGACAGCAUAACUAGUGUGCCUUAUUCACUUAUCCCGACAGCGUUUAUCAGCACCUGGAAGUACCUCCCAUCUUGACGAAAAUAUGUCCCUUAUUGGAUCUUUGGCGUUCUCUGGAAUGCUACGGAGUGAUCCCCCCCGUAAGGCUUUGGAAUGUUGGGGGAAGGGGAGGCGGUUUUCCUACUUCACAUUCACAUGGACUUUGCACUGGAAACCAAGCCUUAGGUCAGGGUAAAUGACGGAAGGGGAUCCACGGCAACCGGAGCCUAUCCCAGCUCACUUCCCUUUGCCACAGCAACAUCACAGCAAAUGUUCUGCCUGUAGCCACCAAUGCAAAAACACUGUAAACAGAUGUGUACAUAAACUUUAGACUUUAUUUAGGUUCCACUAUUCAAGGGUGCAACGGCUUUAGUUUGCAUUUUAAACAUCUUGCUCACUCACAUGGAUCCUUUGCAUUCAUAAGUCAAUCAUUAACUCUUGCCUCUUGGUACUAAAAUUAUUACAUUGGACUAUUCAAAACACUUCCUGCAUCUGAACUGUAUUCUGGUUUAGAGGUAUAACCGAUAUAUCGGUGAUUAAUCGGUACCGAUAGUUCCUUUUUAAAACUAUCGGUUAUUGGCAAAAAUUCCCCAUUGUGUUUCGGGCUUGUUUAUACUUAAAAAUUCCACAUUAUGCCCCAAAUCUUAAAGUUUUCUGGUUAUUAUUAGGAUUUUGGUUGAACAAAAACUGAAUCUGGGAUUUUAUUCAUUUUGGAAUCUUAUUAUUAUCCCGCCAUUAUAAAGAAAAAUACGUUUUUAUAACAAUCUAUAACCGAUUAAUCGGUUAUCGGCAUUUCCCAUCACCGUAGUUAUCGGUAUCGGCAAAAUGACUAUCGGUUAGGGUUGUGAACCGUUCUUCGUUACUUUCGGUUCCGUUUUCCACCAGUUUUCCACCGAUGUGGCCGGAACACCGUCCUUAAAUACUCUAGCAGCGCAUCUCUGCAGCAGCGCUGCCCUCGACUGACUCUACAGCAUAUAAAACACAGUUCUACCAGUGUAUUUAAUUCCCAAUCGAACGAGCCUCAAACCGGCUAUUUUUAAAGCGCGAAACAUAGGCGCUUCCGGUACAGUUCGAUUCCCAACAUAAUUAUUCAAAGGAGCCAGUUCUUUUCAAUCAACAGCACAAAACGUAUGGUGCUUCCGGUAUAGUCCGAUCCCGAAAGAACCAUUCCAAUGUAUAAUUAAAGAUACACAAGUUUGGUUGUAAUAAGUGGAAUUUUAUACAAUUAUUAAUGAAUUAAUGAAAUAUACCAUCACAUUUCGUGUUGGUUUAGAUUUCUUUAUUUAAAAUAGUGUAAGGAUCUAUUAUUGGAUUGUAUUUAUGUCUUUAAAAAGUCUGCAAACACACCUUUUACAAGAACUGUAUUAAACGUAUUUCUGAUUUUUUAUAUCGGUAAAUGGUCUGCACUUAUAUAGCGCCUUUUUAACCUUAGCGGUAUUCAAAACGCUUUACACUGCUUCUCAUUCACACACACACACACCAAUGACUGCAGAUGCCAUGUAAGGUGCUAGCCUGUAAUUGGGAGCAACUUGGGGUUCAGUGUCUUGCCCAAGGACACUUCGGCAUGUGGAGUCAUGUGGGCCGGGAAUCGAACCGCCAACCCUGUGAUUAGCAGCCGACCCACUCUACCACCUGAGCCACAGCCGUUCCAUAAACAGAACGCAGAGGGUAGUUAAUGCAAUUAGAAUUGCAAUUCUCAUUUCUAAGGUACUAAAAGAAUUACCGAAAUCGUUAAGAGGAUCGAAAUCGUAAAAUUCCUUACGAUUCCCAACCCUACUGACAAUCGACCUCUAUUCUGGUUAUCAUAGUAAUAGCCUGACUGAACAUAUAAAACCAGUCAAGAUUAUAUUUGGGUAAUUAAUAUUAAUUAAUAUUAAUAUUAAUAAUAAUUUGUGGGAAAAUGUAAAAAAAGCUGCAAUGCAAAAGAUCCUAGUUUUCUUUAUGCAAUAAAACAAUUGAAAAGUACGAUUUCUUUCAAUCUUUAGGUAAAAGAAUACUCGGACAUGUUUCCGACUAUUAAAUAAAGCGUUGUUUACAAUGUGAAUGACAUUUAUUGAAAAGCUUUGACUCAAACAUUGUUUAAACAAAGUUUUUGUUUUACAAUCUCUCCUCAGUGUACAAAAAUCUAGCUAACUUUAUAAUUGUGGUUGCCGUACAUGUAGCUUUAAUGAUUUACUAUGGUUGUAUGUACAUUUGUGAUAUUUUAUUAUGUAGAUUUUGCACAUUUUCUUAAGACGCUGUCCUCCUUGUUGAACGCUCAUCUCAUAAGGGUGUUUUUCUGAAAAUGUUAGACAUUAGAAUGUGUUGCCCGAGGCCAAAGAAAGCAGCACAGAUUUAGACAUGUUACCAGCUAAAAGUUGCAUUUGCAAGUUUGUUAUUUUGUGUUGUUAAAUGUCUUAAUUUGUUGUUUAAGUGAACAAGUGUACAUUUUAAUAUUUUUAAUAUCACUGUUUUUAGCAUAUUUUUUAAGGUUGCCUUUUUAACAUGAUUUGAUUUAACGCCAAAUAUAAUGUCUUUCUAACUUCUUCCAGUAAGACAAUAAUGUUUUUUAAAUAAAAUAUGUCUGUG